ACACAAAUUCGUUGACUAUACAUCAGUCGCUUAAUUACGCGUUUGAAAAAAGAUAUAUAGUAAAUGUGUAAUUUGUAUAUCUAUACAACUACGUUGUGGAAAAGAGAAACUUAAAUAAAAUAAACUGUAAAAUAUAUUUUUGACUUCGAUACCAAAUAUGGAUUAUACACCCGUCCCCACUGUCGUACCGGCCAAACCCUUUGACCCGACAGUAGAUAGUCAGUCAUUGCGUGCAGCUAUGAAAGGGAUGGGAACUGAUGAACAAGCAAUUAUUGACAUUUUAACGUCACGUUCGAAUGCUCAACGUCGGGAAAUAAAAGCGCACUUUGAAGCAGAAUUUGAUAGAGACUUGAUUGAAGAUUUAAAAAGUGAACUGGGUGGUAAUUUUGAAGAUGUAAUUUUAGCAUUAAUGACUCCGCCCGUUGAAUUUUUGUGUAAACAUUUACACAAUGCAAUGGCUGGUAUGGGUACGGAUGAGGAAACUCUUUUAGAAAUAUUAUGUACUAAAACAAAUGAAGAAAUACAGGAAAUAGUAAGUGUGUACGAAGCCAAAUACGAUCGACCACUUGCAGAACAAAUGUGUAGUGAAACUUCGGGACAUUUUAGACGCCUUUUGACUUUAAUAGUAACUGGUGUAAGAGAUGCAAAGGGUACCGUUGAUGCUGAAAAGGCCAAAGAACAAGCUGCGGAGUUAUACGCUGCAGGCGAGGCGAAAUUAGGAACUGAUGAAGAAGUUUUUAAUCGCAUUAUGGCUCAUGCUAGUUUUGAACAGUUGCGUCUCGUUUUCGAAGAAUACAAACAAUUAAGUGGACAAACUGUUGAACAAGCAAUAAAGCAUGAAAUGGAUGGAGAAUUGCACGAUGCAAUGAUGGCUUUAGUUGAGUGCGUUCAAUCGCCAGCUGCAUUUUUUGCAAAUCGUCUUUAUAAAGCUAUGGAUGGUGCUGGUACAGAUGACACUACGCUAAUACGGGUUAUAGUGUCACGAUCGGAAAUUGAUUUAGGUUCAAUAAAGGAUGAAUUUGAACGUAUUUAUAACCGUACAUUAUUUAGUGCUGUAACGGUAAGCUACUUACAUAUAUUUAUUUUUCCAAAAUAUUUUAUUUAAUCAGCAAUAAGUGCU
Lucilia cuprina (Australian sheep blowfly) is the source of this 1120-nucleotide messenger RNA. RefSeq names its product annexin B10-like. Gene Ontology annotation, molecular function: calcium ion binding; calcium-dependent phospholipid binding. Lineage: Eukaryota; Metazoa; Arthropoda; Insecta; Diptera; Calliphoridae. The record is from RefSeq and is a predicted model, not a curated record. Gene Ontology annotation, cellular component: cytoplasm. The transcript is spliced from 3 exons. Bases 158 to 1105 code for a protein of 315 amino acids.